Vollenhovia emeryi is the source of this 922-nucleotide messenger RNA. Its product is annotated as ribosomal RNA processing protein 36 homolog. Gene Ontology annotation, cellular component: nucleolus; 90S preribosome. NCBI's taxonomy places the organism in Eukaryota, Metazoa, Arthropoda, Insecta, Hymenoptera, Formicidae. Bases 168 to 872 code for a protein of 234 amino acids. The transcript is spliced from 3 exons. Gene Ontology annotation, biological process: maturation of SSU-rRNA from tricistronic rRNA transcript (SSU-rRNA, 5.8S rRNA, LSU-rRNA). The record is from RefSeq and is a predicted model, not a curated record.
CGAGGAUCGUAAGAGUUUUUACGGUAAAACCAGGCCGCGUGGCUGCUCUCAGGUUUCUCUCUGAUCUAAGUCUAUGGAGAAACUGUAAACCAUAACCUAAAAGUGUGCUUUUGUUUUCGUUACAAACGUUGAUAAAUUUGUGUUCCGCUAUCAUUUAAGGAUUCAACAUGAGUAAUGAGGACGAGUCUCUGCUUGUGGAAGAUAAAGAUCAUGAACAAAUACAAGCCGAGAUAAAACACAUGAGUUUUGAGGAUUUGCAGAAGUUAAAGGAAAAAUUAGGAAGCAAGGUAUACAAUGAGACGAUAUUUGGAAGGAAAAACAAGAAAAGAACUGUGAAAACUGAGUUUAAGCGAGAAAAUAAAAACAGGCCGCGGGAGAUGUCUGCUAAGAAGCCAGUUUCCAGAUGUAACGAGUUUACUCGUGUCAAAAGAGCUAUGUAUCGGGAUCCUAGAUUUGAUAGUUUAUGUGGCACAUUUAAUGAGACGGCUUUCAAGAAUUCUUAUGCAUUUGUCAAUAAAUUACGAGAAAACGAUCUCACGACCUUGCAAAAAGAAUUACAGGAAACGACAGAUCCAAAAGUUAUGAAGAAGAUAAAAUAUCUCAUUCAGAGGCUUGAAAAUCAACUGAGGGAAGAGAAGAGAAGGAAGGACAAAGAGGAGAAGAAGCGACAAGAGAAGCAGCAGCUGCUGGAAUCUGUUAAACAGGGAGAGAAGCCAGUCUUCAAGAAAAAAUCUGAGAAGAAAGUCUUGAAUUUGGUCUCGCAGUAUGAAGAGUUGAAAAAUACAGGUAAACUGAAGAAGCACAUUCAGAGACUGCGAAAGAAGAACAAACAUAACGACAGGACAAAAUUGAGAGUAGACAGAACAGAGUGAAACGUGUUUAUACGUAUUUAUGCUAAAGAAAUAUAAAUGUGAACUGUUUA